Molecule: messenger RNA, 4363 nt
Organism: Glossina fuscipes
Lineage: Eukaryota; Metazoa; Arthropoda; Insecta; Diptera; Glossinidae
Gene: Sobp
Product: sine oculis-binding protein homolog
Exons: 3
Coding region: 1910-4108 (732 amino acids)
Biological process (GO): animal organ development
Cellular component (GO): nucleus
Source: RefSeq, a predicted model, not a curated record
UCUUCGUGUCUGCUGCCUUGAUCGUAGUUACUGAUAAUUCUGUCUUUAUUUCAAAUUAUGAGUUACAUUAUUAAUAUUCAAAGUUGUACAUAAUUGAGAAAUCUGAUUAAGUUAGCUAAUAUUUCAAGUGGCUUUUAUCGCAUCAUUGAUUUGAUUGGUACGACCAAUUUUUUCUUGCACCUUCCAUCUGGGUUUGAGAUACGUUUUCUUUAAGGGAUUUUUUUUUAAUAAAACAAACAUAUAUUGUAAUUUUAUGCGUACACUUACACGCUAAAUGAGCCUUAUUGCCACAUCGGUAACAUUUUUUUCGCUUAUUUUACUUUCAUUUAUACUGACAAUUUUUUUUCUUUUGAAAUUGCAGCUUGUUUCGGCACGUUUACUAAUUUAUUCUGCUAAGCCUCGUUCUGAAAGUUCCUUUGUUACGGUUGUUCUUAACGCUACUUCGCUAUAAAUGCUUUAAUAACCUAAAAAACACGAACAUUCAAAUACCUUAUCUCAUGCCGAGACGAGAUCUCUCUUUUUCCUUUCUUGUGAAAAUCGUAAGAAUCUCAUUAGUAUCCGUAUACAUCUGACAUAUCUCAAGCUAUUUAUCGCAUUUGCAGCAAAAAAUGUGUUUUCCUCCGGCAAUUGUCAGCCGCUUAAGUUUUCACGUGAAUUUAAUAUAAAAGUCAAGUUGGUCGUCUUUACCAUCGUUUAAACAAACUGGAACGAACAUUGAAAUGAACAGAGAACUUUUGCUGGACAAGCAAAUAAACUUAAGAAAGGCCACCUAGAAGCACUUGCGCAUAAAUGGUCCUAACAACAACAAUACAAUUCGCUAUUCUUGAUGGUAACUAUACCCGCCUGUCGUUAAAAUAGACUUAUGCAUUGCAUUUCCACUUUCACGCCUGAAUACUACCUCUCUUCAGUGCUAGCAGUAAAAGCACAACUGUUGUUUCCUUAUGCAGCCUUCCGGUCAUCCAGUCGGUAUUGCAACAUGUGGCCAUGCUACACAAAGUUCGCUGCUUUAGUAUUUCAAUUAAUACAGAAAAUCUUAUAAGGUUUUCAACCAGAAAUUCGCCCCUCGUGGUAACUGUUUUUCGCAAUUCUGGCUGCUAUUGAACUCAAAAAAGUCAACGCGAAAAAAAGGUUCGAUCUAAUUGAAAAGGUAAUCGUAUCGAGAAAUUCGCCCUUCCAAGUUAUAAUCAAUACGCGAUGCGUUUGGCACAUAUUUGACCCAAAACUAGAGUUUUAUCAAUCAAAAAAAGCGGUCAGUAAAAGGUUGCUUGUUUUGAUAAGCACUCGGAAAUAAAUGGCAAAUUAUUAAUGCUUUUUAAAAACAAUUUUCUCUACGAGGUUUGUCCUUUUCGUUUUUUGAAUUAAUUAGGAUAGCUCGGUAUUCAAGUUAUUACUUUGUAAUUUAUGAAAGAAAUUGUAAGCCUUGAAAAGGAAGCUUCAUACCGCCUACGAAAUAUAUUCACGAUCAUUACCAAAUACUGAAUGGAUCUUUGUAAUUCCCCCUAUCCAUCUGCGUGAAUGUCUGUGGUAAACCUCCCGUCGGUCGCAAUAAUAAGGAUAUUACUUUCAAAUUUGGCAAAACAUUGGAGGCUCUUCCAUGCGCGUUGCUGUUGGAAAUGGACAUGCUCUAAUAGCACCGUCUUUUUAAACCACAAGUAAACUGCGUUUUUUACUCAAAAACUACAAUUUCCAUGAAUUGUAUAGUCAAUCCUACCAAAUUGCACAAAAAUUAAACAAAGGAUGUAAUGAUAUGGUAAUUGUAUGUUUUCAAUCAAGCCUAUAAUAAAGAUUAUUACAAUUUUAACAGACUAAAAAUGGAAAAUAAAACCUGGAAAUUCUUUCUUCAGGAGAAUGAGAGUGUGAUAGAAAACGAAACAAUUUAAAACGAAAAAAAUUAUAUAUUUUAUGGAAAAUGUCGACAAAAACUUCAAUUUCACCCGUUGGCAACAGCGCAUCAUCUGCGAAUUCUUCACCUUGCAUUGCAGACUGUGCAGCCGCUGUAAGAAUUAAGAAGGAAUUACCCAGCGACGAAAUCAAGGAAUAUGCUGAAACUACAAUGAACGAACUACUCGGUUGGUAUGGUUUUGAUGGUGUUGAUCGUUCAGAUCUGUCGCCAAACAAUCUUUUCGAAAGACUUAGCUGUAAUAAAAAGGUGGCAACUCUCCUACCACAUCAGCAACGUAGAGAGCAUUAUCAACAAGAAAUUGAGUACUUACGUCACCAGAAAAACAGUACCAAUAACAGCAACAGCUCAAGUAUAUCUAUGAGUUGUCGCAGUUAUCGCACUACCUUAGGAGAUGACAAAAGCAGUUUGUGUGAAGAUGAUUGCAAAAGUACUCAUCCCGCCCAUAGAAUUCAUAAGAAAUCAUCUUUUGUAGCGGAAGAAAAAAUCGACUUUGUGAAUUGCUGUUGGUGUCACAGACCAGUACCAGAUAACGCGCCUGAAUAUCUUAGGAUAUCAGAUGGACCGCGAUUUUGUUCCGAGUCAUGCUUCACUCAGAGUCGUAGGGCGUCAUUUAAAAAGGCUAAGACAUGUGACUGGUGCAAGCAUGUGAGAAAUGCUGUUAACUAUGUGGAUUUUCAAGAUGGUGCUUCGCAACUGCAGUUCUGUUCAGAUAAGUGUUUAAAUCAAUACAAAAUGCAAAUAUUCUGCAAAGAAACUCAAGCUCAUCUAGACAUGAACCCUCAGUUGAGGGAACAGGGAUUGGAGGCGGCUAAUAGUGGGAUUGGACUUAUUACACCAGAUCUUUGGUUGAAAAAUUGCCGAAGUCGUUCAGCUUCUCCAUCUUCAACGGUUUCACUAUCGCCUGUUAUGGUAACGAGUAGGUCAGGAAGAUCCUCUUUGAGUCCGGUGCGUUUACCGUUGCAGAGUAAAAACAGUUUGAGUUUAUCGCCAAUAACAGAAGCGACUCGCAAACCUUUAAUUUCCGUAGCUCCAACAUCAAAGUUAAUAUCAAAAAGUUGUAAUAUAUCGUCAAUCCGAACGCCAACAAAACAUAGUCGUAAGAAACGUCCAUUAAGAUCUUCUAUGCUGGCAGCACAAGUUGAAGACGAAGUGAAGACAAAUUGUCCGGCAACUCCCAGCACAAAAAGCUGCCUGGACAAAGCGAAAGAACAGCUAGCGCAACCUUCCAUCAGCAGCUACUCCAGUAAUAAUAUAUAUUACAGCAAUGAGAGCCAACAUGGGCCACCAUCAUUAGUUCAAAUGGCAAGCGGUGGUACUCAGGGUGACGCUAUGAGUAUGCCAUGUUUGUCUCCCGUGAUGGAAAGUCAUAUGCCGAAGUCCACCGUGUCACAGAAGGUACUACCUUCAUCUGGUCAAGAAAAAAUUUUAGGAAAAAAAUUAGAAUCUAUUGCAUCUCCAACAUCUGGAGCUCAAUUAUUAAAUGAUAACUCGAGCGUUCCUCACACAUUAACGCAUCCAAAUAUCUCGGCUCUGAACGCCCUAAUUAGUACACCGCAUCCCAUGACUAUCAUGAUACCCUAUCCGGUAAUUAUACCCCUGCCUAUACCAAUACCAAUACCGCUACCAGUAGUAGAUUUUUAUAAUGCUCAUAUGAUAUCUGGUGAAUGCGAAAAGCUCGAAGCUGAAAAAGCACAAAAAUCGAAAACUGAAGAAAGAGUGGACAGCAAACUGGAAUCUGCAGAGCAAGCUCUAGAUUUUACACAGACCCGCGAACCUGAGAAAAAGUGGAAGCAAAGAAAAGAAGAGUAUCGUUCUUUGGUUGGUGCUGGCGGAACUGAUGUCAGUAAAAUAGAAAAUCCCCAAAAAAUCUUAAAUGCAAGUUCAGAGAAAACGUUGCAUUGUGCGGGAAACACCGAGACAAUGGAAUCAAACGAGACUGUAAUGACGGAUGAUAGUUCGGGCAACCCAAGUGACGAAAACGAAGUAUGUAGUGACAAGUUCACAUGUCGUAAAUUACCUAAACUGAAGAUAACACGCUCACGUACGAAACGAACCCUUAUGCAAACCAAAGAAUACGAAUGCUCGAGGCCUUUGCGGAAGCGAAAGCGAAUAAUAGAUUGUGACUUCCAAAAAAUGCCACUCAAGGAUCCAAACCAACAUGAAAGCAAUCAUUAUUUCAAUGAAAAUGAACGUGAUAAUAAUUAGAUAUCUAAGCUUUGAAUGGUGAUGGCAUAGGAAAGGAAGAAGAUUACUGCGAAAAAGUGCUUUAAAACGAGAAUUUGGAUAAGAAAAAAAUAUAAAAAUAAAUUGGCUUUGUGAAUAUACUUUUAUAUUGAGCACCGAAGGAAGCAGAUAUCGCUUAUUGAAACCCUUAUAGUCUCAAAAAUAUAAAUACAGCUUUCCAAUUGUGUAACAAUAAAACAAGCCCCAAAAACCAAAAAUGUGUGCGCAGCAGAUAUC